AUGAAGGUCACCUUCAGAGACUUGAAGCAGCAAAAGUUCACCCUCGAGGUCGAGCCCUCCGAUCUGAUUUCCGCCGUCAAGGAGAAGAUCUCGGGCGAGAAGGGCUGGGACCCGAAGCACCAGAAGCUCAUCUACUCCGGCAAGAUCUUGAAGGAUGAGGAGACCGUCCAGUCCUACAACAUCGAGGAGAAGGGCUUCGUGGUGUGCAUGGUGAACAAGCCCAAGGAGAAACCUGCCCCGUCUCCUGCCCCUCCAGCCCCCGCCGCCGAGGCCUCUGCUGCGGCCCCCGCAACUCCCCUCCGGAUGAGGACGCCUACUGUCCCUGCCGCGCCCGCCCAGUCCUCUUCUGCGCAACCUGCUGUCCCGGCUACGCCCACCCCUCACGGUGCCUCCGAUGCCUCUGCCGGCGCUGGCGACUCGUCCGGCCUGGCCAUGGGUGCUGAGCGCACCGAGGCCAUCGCGAGCAUGGAGGCCAUGGGCUUCGAGAGAAGCCAGAUCGAGGCGGCUAUGCGCGCCGCCUUCAACAACCCCGACCGCGCUGUGGAGUACUUGCUGAAUGGUAUCCCCGACAAUAUCCAGCAGGAACAGCAACAACGUCGCGCCGCGGCCCCACCUGCUGGCAGCGCACCUUCGCAGACGGCACCGGCUCAUGGCGGUGACGACGACGGAAGCGUCAACCUGUUCGAUCUGGCGGCCCAACAGGGCAGCGGUGGUGCGACCCGAGGUAGCGGCGGCAGCGCUGCGGCAGCGGCAGCGGCAGCCGCCACGGCAAGCCAGGGCGGUGAUCUUGGUAACUUGGAUUUCCUCAGGGACAACGCCCAGUUUCAACAGCUCCGCCAGGUUGUUCAGCAGCAACCGCAAAUGCUCGAGCCCAUCCUGCAACAGCUUGGUGCCGGAAACCCCCAGCUGGCCCAGCUGAUUGCGUCCAAUCCCGACCAAUUCCUGCAGCUGCUCGGCGAGGAUGCAGACGACGAUGUUCCCCUGCCUCCUGGCGCGCAGGCUGUCUCGGUGACGGAGGAAGAGCGCGAUGCUAUCGAGCGGUUAUGUCGACUUGGCUUCGACCGCGACCAGGCUAUUCAGGCCUACUUUGCCUGCGAUAAGAACGAGGAGCUGGCUGCCAACUUCCUGUUUGACCAGCCAGAGGACGAUGAGCCGCCCACGAACUAA
Messenger RNA from Purpureocillium lilacinum, 1167 nucleotides. RefSeq lists its product as uncharacterized. The record is from RefSeq and is a predicted model, not a curated record. Gene Ontology annotation, biological process: proteasome-mediated ubiquitin-dependent protein catabolic process; nucleotide-excision repair. Gene Ontology annotation, cellular component: nucleoplasm; cytosol. NCBI's taxonomy places the organism in Eukaryota, Fungi, Ascomycota, Sordariomycetes, Hypocreales, Ophiocordycipitaceae. Gene Ontology annotation, molecular function: polyubiquitin modification-dependent protein binding; proteasome binding; damaged DNA binding.